Messenger RNA from Xiphophorus couchianus (Monterrey platyfish), 2928 nucleotides. Its product is annotated as macrophage mannose receptor 1-like. The record is from RefSeq and is a predicted model, not a curated record. The coding region runs from base 122 to 1078 and encodes 318 amino acids. The transcript is spliced from 6 exons. Lineage: Eukaryota; Metazoa; Chordata; Actinopteri; Cyprinodontiformes; Poeciliidae.
AGACACCUUUAAACACACUUUGCAAUGCUACUGUAACAAAAGUUUAAUUCAGAAGUUAAUUUUUAGUAGCCUCUAUUAUUGCUGAACGUAGGACUCAGGAAACAUAAGCUUCAUAGCAGCCAUGGAAAAUGUCAUAAAGCUAAUGAUUCUUGCAGGACUUUGUUCUCUUUGUCUCUGUGUGUAUCAGUACCAAUAUGUCUUAUUCCACACUCCAAAAACCUGGACGGAGGCACAGAGCUACUGCAGGGAAACGUGCGUUGACCUGGCCACCAUGGAAGACAUGAGUGAGAUGGAUAUGGCUCUUCAAAGUGUUGGAGAUGACUACAGUGAUGCCGUAUGGAUUGGGUUGUACAAAGGAAGUGACCUAAAGUGGCACUGGUCUAUAGCAGACAAAGAUUUCUACAAGGAUGGAGAAGAAAAUCACCUAAUAUGGAGCUCGUUAGGUACCGACAACUGUGGUGGUUACUAUUCUGGAAAACUUUUUACAGUCUCUUGUCUUGUUACCAAAUAUUCAGUCUGCUUUGAUAUUUCAGAACAGGGAGCAGCUCAGUACAUCCUCAGACCAGAGCUGACAAAUUGGACCACUGCUCGAGAUUUCUGCAGAAGAAAUUACACAGACCUGGUCAGCUUGAGGAAUGACACAGAAUACACGACAGUCCAGAAAGUAGCCAAUGGAAAUUCAGUAUUUGUUGGUCUCUUCAGAGACCCCUGGGUUUGGUCAGACCUGACAGACUCCUCACUAAGGUACUGGAGGCAAUCCCAAGUGGUAAAUACAGAAUAUCAUCAAAACUGUGUUGCAAUACUGAAGAAUGAAUCUGGUAAAUGGGGAGACAGGAAGUGUACAGAAAUGCACCCUUUCCUCUGCAAAUGCAAAAAAUCUAAUCUGCAGAUUGUGAAACUGGGGAUCAGCCUGCAGGACUCAACUUUAGAUCUGAAUGACCCUACAGUGCAAAACAGCAUCUUGGAGCAAAUGAAGCAAAGGCUGAGUGAAAAUGUGAAUGAUGUCAUCCAUGUUAACUGGAAAAAACACUCAGAUGGAAGAGUUUUCAUCAAGGAAACAGAGAAACUCAACACAUGAGAGGAAUACAGCAGGACUGCUAAGAUUCUGACUUGAAGAUGUAAAAGCCCACCAACCAGGAUGGUAACAAAAUAAACAACAUUUUGCUGUAGCUCAUAACGCUUUAAUAAAGAUUUUUUUUCCAGCAAAAAUACCAUAUUUUAGAAACAAUGUGAUGAUUAUCCUACUUAUUGUUGCUUUUGAAUAUCAGAAGUAAUAAGAAUGUAGAAACUUAUCCAAAAAAAUUUUCUCAAUUACUAUUACUACUAAAUGGUUUUAAAUACAAUCUUUGUAUUCCUUGCUGUCUAUUUGUCUUUUAGGUGCAUAAAAAGUUAAUUUCAGAUUUUUGUGAAACUCAUCUGCCCAAAUUACUAAUAAGUUUCUUUCUUGUUAUCUUCUAUGUUCUUCUAAAGGAUGCAUUAAUAUUUAAGUCGGCUUACCUAGCAUAGCAUUAUGUGAAUUUAUAUGCUACUAUUUUUUCUUUUACAUGAGAAACCUACAAAAAUAAAAGUUAAUCAAGUAACUUAUCUGCCCUGGUUUGAUAUUUCCUUUCACAAAAGUCCUUAAAAGAUUUUAAUCAUGGAAAAGAUCUAGAAAUAGUAAUGUGCUUUUUUCCCAAUUAAAAACCAAAAUCCAUUGCAGAUGUGUGAUUUUCUGACAGAAAAAAUACAACAAUCAGCAACACUUGAUUUACUUCUGAGGGGAAAGCAAAAUGACACCGGAGGCUGGUGCUGUGGAUUUUGCAAGUAUUUGCAUAAUAAGGAAGUAAAACGCAGUAAAUGGCCUUGAAGGAAAGGAAAGAUGAAAAGCAGUAAUUCAUUGUUAAUUAACUGGUGGCGAAAAAGGCAGCAUAUUCAAACAAACUAGAUUUGUCCCAUGGGUGGGACUCUGCCAGUUAAGAGGUUAAACUGUAGCAGAACCAGAUAUGAAUUUAUAAGGGGACAAAGACUUUAUCUUACAUAAACUCCCAUUUAAUUGUUUAUGUCAAACCCUAUUUGGUUACGAGAGCUUCUCUUCGGAGAUCUUGUACUAAGACAAAUCCUCUAGUAGAGCAAAUAUAAAACAUAGAAAAAAAUUGUAUAUAUGAUAGUUUCCAUAUAUCAAACAAGACCAGGUUGGACCCUUUGACCCAUUAGAACUGCAUUCCUGUUCAUGGCAGAGAUUCAAGUAAGUGUUGGAAACAUUCUUUAGAUAUAUUAACAUGAAUCCAUGAAACAAAUGAAAACAUCCCAAUGAUGCCCUGUUAUUGUCAGACACUGUUGAACAGUCCAUCCCAAUUGCAUUGAGUUACAUGUGAUUUGUUGAUUUUCUAGUUGUGUCAACAAGCAAUUUAACAGAAAAUUAAGUGGUGUGCAGCAAUAACACUAUGUACAAAUAAUCCACAACCAACUUUGCAGACUUAUUAUAGUGAUUUAAUAAAGAAAUACACACCAGAUUUCAAACCAGUUGAAUAAACCACAGAAUGAAAGAGACCUAUAAGAUAGAUCAUAAGAUAGUUUGAUUGUCUGAUAGAUAUGAUAGAUAAUCAGUCCGACAGAUUCUGUUCAAAAGACAAGAUUUGAAAGAGUUACACAUUAUAGUUCUUCAUUUUAAAUUAACUGAUAAAUUUGUUGCUCUUUCUUUUUUAUUAGUUUUUCAACCUGUAGUCUCAAGUUUUUCCUUAUCUUUCAAAAUCAGACCCAGCAAGCAUCCCAUAGUGUCCCAAAAACACGUGAUUGGUUCAUCAGAGGCCUACCCCAGCCCAGAACUGCUUUCCCCAUAGUGAGUUUUAUUUUGGUUUUCAAUACAAUCAGAUAUUCAUAAGACUUUUUACAACCUCUAGUGGUAAAAAUGAAUCAUUCAGCUUUAACUUUAAACCACAGUCAUGUCAU